CCUUCCGGUGACUCGUAGCGAGCUACGGGUAUUAUCGGCGUGUUGUGACCAAACUAACAUUAGUGUUACGGAAGUUUAUAAUGUGAAUUCUCAUCUACUUUAUUAUAAUUAAUUCUAUUUGAUGGCUGCCGUGGAAUCCUGCUUUAACGAAGCUGUGUAAAUAAAUUGGCACUGCCCUACAGUUUAUUUGGCAAUUUCCAAGUACACGGGAUAUGACUUUUAUGUAAUCUGCAACUAUGAAACCUCCCUUCCGUCGACGAGCUGAACCAAAACGCUUUAUGCCUAAGAGCACUGAGGAAGAGCCCACAGUGAGUGCCAGAUCACUCUGCAAAGGAUGGAUUCGCAAAGAUUUGCAGAGCUUUUUGCAAGCUUUGAAACAGCAGCAGAAUUUUGAGUCGGAAUUAGAUCUGACUGAGAUUCAAAAGAAAGUUCCCCACCGUUCUCUGAAAGAGAUCGAAGACCUGAUAAUGACCCUGAAGUCACGAGUGCUACAGAAGGUGUAUCUACAGGUCCAGAGUCAGAGGAGAGAGGAGCGCAGAGCUAAAGUUCCCAUUGAAUUGUGGGCAGAGCUUGUACAGAAAAUCUCUAGACCCCACGAGAAGACUAUUUCUUCGGCCUUUUCCCAGAUGCUUGUGAUUGCUGCCGUUGAGCCCUGUGGCCUGAUGCACUCUGAACCUCCACACCCCAUCAUCCAAACACCCGCUUUCUCCAGUCUUCUUCCUGUCCAGUCCCCUAAAACCCCCUCUCAGCCUUCUGCCUCAGGCAUGAGCCCAAAUCCCAGCGUUUCUGCUCCCUCAGCUGCAUCUCUUAUUCAGCCGGACUCUAGUUCUAAUGCUGUUGACCAUCUUAGCCAGUUAGAUAAUGCAUCAAGCAGUUCACCUCUAGUGCCUAAAACUCCUGAAACACCCACACCAAGAUCCUCACAGAUGACAAGAAGCCCAAGCCAUCGGCAGUCAGAAGCAGAACCAUCAGUGUCCAGUCCUGUUUCCUCAAAUAAGCACACUCAAGUUCAGUCGGGACUGUUAGGUCAUGAUUACCCAAGCACACCAAUAACACUGAAGAGUGUUGUGAAUUUUGACAAGAUUUAUCAAUAUUUAAGUGACAUUGACUCUAAAACCUGCAAUUCAGCUCUUACUUCAAUGGAGAGCGCAGUGCUGUUGGACAUGCUGAUGUGUUUGCCUGAGGAGCUUCCCUCACUGGACGGCAAAGAACUUCAACAUCAUUUUCUCCAGAUAUACUCACAGCUCACCCAGCCUGCAAAAAUGCCAGCUAACUUUUUAAACAUUGACGGGGACAUCCAACAGGCUAAUGUAGCCGAUUCGACUACAUUAACACAGAAACUCGGGUCUACUGUGGGAUCCACCGAAGAGCCCUCCAGUGAAUCAUCUUUGACAGAACCAGCAAAGGACAAAAAAGACUGGGCUACAGCUGGCACCUGUCCUCUCAAUCCUUUGUUAGUUCCAGUAGCUUUGCUGAAAAGAUCGACCCUGGAUUCUGAGAAAUGAUGUGCUUAGCCAGUCUCAGUUGAAUUCUGAAGAGGUUCAGCCUAAUUAACAUAAUUACGUUUACUUUGUUACAGGUUCGGAUGUUGUUUCUGUCCUUUGUUUGGACAGUGUGCGUAUAAGUUAUUCAUAUUGUUUCACUUUAUUUCUGGUGAUAUUUCAAAAUUAUGAUUCUGCUAAAAACAAGUUUGUUAUAAAAAAAAAAUCCAAGACAUAAAACAUAAGAAUAAAUGUGAUUAAAUAUUAAAACCAAGUG
Molecule: messenger RNA, 1758 nt
Organism: Carassius carassius (crucian carp)
Lineage: Eukaryota; Metazoa; Chordata; Actinopteri; Cypriniformes; Cyprinidae
Gene: snapc2
Product: small nuclear RNA activating complex, polypeptide 2
Exons: 5
Coding region: 237-1505 (422 amino acids)
Biological process (GO): snRNA transcription
Cellular component (GO): nuclear body
Molecular function (GO): RNA polymerase II general transcription initiation factor activity
Source: RefSeq, a predicted model, not a curated record